Messenger RNA from Osmerus eperlanus (European smelt), 2180 nucleotides. It is a transcript of the gene xrcc6, whose product is annotated as X-ray repair complementing defective repair in Chinese hamster cells 6. The record is from RefSeq and is a predicted model, not a curated record. Bases 150 to 1991 code for a protein of 613 amino acids. Gene Ontology annotation, cellular component: Ku70:Ku80 complex; nucleus. Gene Ontology annotation, biological process: telomere maintenance; double-strand break repair via nonhomologous end joining. Gene Ontology annotation, molecular function: double-stranded DNA binding; damaged DNA binding; DNA helicase activity. The transcript has 13 exons. NCBI's taxonomy places the organism in Eukaryota, Metazoa, Chordata, Actinopteri, Osmeriformes, Osmeridae.
CCACAGAAGAAGUCAAGGCUUCUUCAAAUAAGAAGUGGGCAAGUUUUUUGUAACACAACCAAUGUUUUUAGAUUUGAAAUAAAGUGAAUUGCAUUUUAGGUAAUAAUAUUACAGGCUCCAGUCCAAGGUACAAGGUCCAGUAGGGUACAAUGGCAGAGUGGAACGCCUAUUAUCGGAAUGGUGAUGAUGACGAAGAUGAUGAUGAGACAGAAGAGGGGGAUGAGUCCGGAGGUGACUACAAGCACACAGGCAGGGACAGUUUGGUGUUCCUGGUUGAUGCCUCCAAGGAGAUGUUCAUCAAAGGGGAGGAUGGAGAGCCCUCUAACUUUGACAUGACCAUGCAGUGUGUGCGCAGUGUGUACACCAGUAAGAUCAUCAGCAGUGAUAAGGAUCUAGUGGCUCUGGUGUUCUAUGGGACAAAGCACAGCAAGAACCCCCAAAACACCUUCAAACAUGUGUAUGUCUACCACGACCUGGACUCACCUGGUGCCAAAUGGGUCCAGGAAGUGGAGAGCCUGCGUGGGGAGAAGGGAGCCCGCCUGGCAGCAGAGACCCUGGGCAGUGGGGACACCUCUCUGGGCGACGCCCUCUGGUGCUGCUCCAACCUCUACAGUGACAUCAAGCUCCGCCUCUCACACAAACGCCUCAUGAUCUUCACCUGCAGGGACGCGCCACACGGAAGUGACAGCAAGCUCGACCGGCAGGCACGCACCAAGGCUGGAGACCUGAAGGAGACGGGUGUGAUCAUUGACCUAAUGCACCUAAAGAAGUCUGAUGGGUUUGACGUGUCUCUCUUCUUCUGCGACAUUGUGAGUCCUCCGGAGGAUGAGAGUGAGCUGGGGCUGCAGCUGGAGGCUUGUGGGAAGCUAGAAGACCUCCAGAAGAGGGUCAGGGCAAAAGAGCAGAGGAAGAGAGCUCUGGCCAGGUUGAGUCUGACUCUGGGGGAGGGUAUGAAGGUAGCAGUGGGUGUGUACGUCAUGGCCCUUUCCGCUAAGAAACCUCCACCAAUCAGGCUCCACCGUGACACCAAUGAGCCAGCUAGGACCAAGACACGCCUCUACCACACCCAAACAGGCAGCCUACUGCUGCCCAGUGACACCAAGAAGGCCCAGGUUUAUGGGAACAAGCAGAUAGUGAUGGAGAAGGAUGAGCUGAUGUGGAUGAAGAAGUUUGAUGACCCGGGCUUGGUCCUGAUUGGGUUCAAACCUCUGGAUCGCCUGAAGCUGCACCACCACAUCCGGCCUGCUGUCUUCAUCUACCCUGAGGAGCAGCAGGUCACAGGAAGCGCAUGUGUGUUCACAGCAUUGCUGCAGAAGUGCAGCGAGAAAGGUGUGUUUGCUGUAUGUAGAUACACUUCUCGUCGCAACACCCCUCCUUGCUUUGUGGCACUGGUGCCCCAAAAAGAGCAAGUGGAUGAGGGCCAGGUCCAGAUGACCCCCCCAGGCUUCAAUGCCAUCUUCCUGCCUUUCGCUGAGGACGUGCGCACCCUGGACGUCCCCCAGAACCCUACAGCCUCUGACACACAGGUGGACAAGAUGAAGGACAUUGUGCACAAGCUGCGCUUCAGAUACAGGAGUGAUGCGUUUGAGAACCCGGUCCUCCAGCAGCACUACAGGAACCUGGAGGCCCUGGCUCUGGAUCUGAUGGCACCAGAACAUAUAGAGGACUUCACCUUGCCUAAGAUAGACAGCAUAGAUGAUCGUCUGGGUCCUCUGGUCCAGGACUUCAAGGAUCUGGUCUAUCCUGCUGACUACAAUCCUGGGGCUAAGACUGCAUCCAAGCGCAAACCAGCCGAGGCAGGGGGUGGAGCUGAGAAGAAGCCCAAGGUGGAGAUGUCCAAGGAGGAACUGCAGGAACUUGCACAGAAAGGCACUCUGGCUAAACUGACGGUGCCGGUAUUGAAGGACGCCUGUAAGCAGUUUGGUGUUCGAACCACCGGGACCAAAAAAAUGGAGCUGAUAGACGCACUGAUGGCCCAGCUGACCAAAUGAAGAGCUGUAGUUUUCAGGCCAGCCUCAGUGGGAAGUUCGUCGGUUGUCUUUGUGAUGGAAGAGGGGAGGCAAAAAUAUUAUUAAAGGGCACUUCUGUGGAAAGAAGUGGUUUCAAAGUUUUGAGGCGCAAAUUAAAAUGAAACUUUUGUACUAGUGUAUGGCUGUAACUUUAGAUGUUGUAAAAAACUA